GAAGAGAGUAGAACAGCCGAGCAGAUCUACAAUGGGUCGACUGAUCGUCUUGUCGCUUGUUCUGCUCCUUCUGUGCCUCCUUCCCCCGCGGGGUGAUGCUACUCCCUAUGAGCCCACCUGGGAGUCCUUGGAUUCCAGGCCGCUUCCCACGUGGUUUGAUGAAGACAAGUUUGGGAUAUUUAUCCACUGGGGUUUAUUCUCUGUACCCAGCUUCGGCAGCGAGUGGUUUUGGUGGUAUUGGAAGAAACAAAAGAAAGAAGCUUACAUAAAAUUUAUGGAGAUGAACUACCCUCCUGGAUUCAGUUAUGAAGAUUUUGGGCCCUUGUUUACAGCAGAGUUUUUUGAUGCUGACCAAUGGGCAGACCUUUUGAAAUCUUCAGGUGCAAAAUACAUAGUCUUGACUUCGAAACACCAUGAAGGUUUUACCUUAUGGGGAUCUAAAUAUUCUUGGUCUUGGAAUGCUGUUGAUGUUGGACCAAAGCGGGACAUUGUGGCCGAGUUGGCAUCGUCCAUUAGAAACAGGACCAGGUUACGCUUUGGGUUGUACCACUCACUAUUUGAAUGGUUCAAUCCUCUAUUUCUCAGUGAUGCCUCCAAUUUAUUCACAACCAAACAAUUUCCAAAUGCCAAGUCGCUCCCAGAGCUGUAUGAGAUUGUGAAUCAGUACCACCCAGAGGUUCUGUGGUCAGAUGGAGAUGGGGAUGCCCCAGACACUUAUUGGAACAGCACUGGAUUCCUAGCUUGGCUUUAUAAUGAGAGCCCAGUUCGGGAUACAGUUGUAACAAAUGAUCGCUGGGGAGCUGGCAGUAUCUGUAAACAUGGAGGAUAUUACACUUGUUCAGAUCGCUACAACCCAGGACAUCUUUUGCCUCAUAAGUGGGAAAACUGCAUGACAAUUGACAAAAAGUCAUGGGGAUACAGGAGGAAUGCACAGUUGAGUGAUUACCUCACAAUUCAAGAACUUGUAAAGCAACUUGUAGAAACUGUGUCCUGUGGAGGAAAUCUCUUGAUGAACAUUGGACCUACCCAUGAUGGUCGCAUUCCUGUUAUUUUUGAAGAGCGCCUGACACAAAUGGGGAAAUGGCUGUCAGUGAAUGGGGAAGCCAUUUUCAGUACGAAACCUUGGAGAGCUCAGAAUGAUAGUGUUACACCAGAAGUAUGGUACACUUUCAAACCAAAAGAAAAUGUCUUGUAUGCCAUUUUCCUUAACUGGCCAUCUUCUGGAUUUCUUCUUCUUGGUGAACCAAAAGGUAUUGCUGAAAGGACAGAGGUAAAAAUGAUUGGAUAUGGAGAACCACUGAAAUGGACUUCUUUAGGAGAAAAGGGAAUGGUAGUGGUUAUACCUCAAUUACCCUUUAGCAAAUUGCCCUGCGAAUGGGGUUGGACACUGCAGCUGACCAAAGUAAAUUAGUGGCAAAUAUCCCUUACCUUUGAAUUGCCAUUACAGUACUUUAACGAUCAGAUCUCGGUCAACACAGUUAUUUUUGGAAGGGAUGUGGGUAUCCACACACUGAUUCUGUUUUCUAUUUUGUUUCUCACCAUGUGAAAUGGGGCCCUAUCAACAGGGCACCAUGUCAAAAAAAGAUGUUUAUAAAAUUUGAAGUGAUUUCAGAAGUUCAUAAAAGGUGAGAAAUUCAAAACGUCACAUUUUCUGCUUCAAAAAGUGUUAACCUACCAGGCCAAAGUCUACUGUAAACCAUAGAGAGGUUAAGGGAAUCCUUGACAGAGAUAAUCUGAAGUACAGCCCCUCUAUCCUUUUAAGCUUGUCGUUUAUUAUACUGACUCCGAACAAUAGCUUUUUUUUUAAAGCAGCAAGCCUUUAUCCAGCUAAAGAUAACCACAACUGUACCUUUACACGAAAGAGACAUUCUCACUAGUUGCUUCACUGAGACUGGAGGACAAACUAGAUGUGAUGAUGUCCACAGGUCUGACUGGUGGACACCACUGCUAUGUUAAAGAAGUUUAAAAAUGUCACAAGGGCUUGAUCCUGAUCCAGGUCUGCAUCCCAGUGGUAUGAGGUGCUCUUGUAUUGAAACAGCUGCUGGGUGGUGUGGGGGACACACACCAAGACCCCCCCAGCCCACCAUGCUGCAGGCCCUUACUGGCCGUGGCUGUCACGUUUAGUCUCGCCCUGAGUCAUGAUGAAUUUUAGAAAGGCUGCUGCACAGCAGGGCUAGGAUCCUAAUCUCGACUGACUGCACAUGGUCUACAGCUGUACAUUAAUGCUUUUGUAAUGGGCAGUUAACGAUUAGGAUUGUUAAGGUGCUGCUGUCUCGGGGAUGUUUAUUGAUUUUUAAAUAACCUGAUAAUCUUAUCUAAAUGUUGGUGAUACACUUACAUCUACCUGGAACACUUUUCCACAGCUGUUUUAUCUAUAAACAACUACAGGGUAGUUUUGUGAUAAGUCAGUGCUGGCAUCCAGCAAGGCUUGCCUUUCGCUCUGUAUUCG
Messenger RNA from Gekko japonicus, 2449 nucleotides. It is a transcript of the gene FUCA2, whose product is annotated as fucosidase, alpha-L- 2, plasma. Gene Ontology annotation, molecular function: alpha-L-fucosidase activity. The transcript has 7 exons. Gene Ontology annotation, biological process: fucose metabolic process; glycoside catabolic process. The record is from RefSeq and is a predicted model, not a curated record. Lineage: Eukaryota; Metazoa; Chordata; Lepidosauria; Squamata; Gekkonidae. Bases 32 to 1411 code for a protein of 459 amino acids. Gene Ontology annotation, cellular component: lysosome.